AUGGAACAGCUCGACACGGAUGGAAUCAUUGUUAACAAACAAUUUGAAGGGUUUGGCGAGCCGAAUUCUAAGUGCAUCGUGACUCCAGCUUCUUACAACGGAUACGCAUGGGAGUGCUAUGUUUGUCGACGAGAGUUUAAUACCCCAGGAGCACUGUCUCAACAUGUCAACUCCCCAGUUCAUGCCCAGAAGGCAUAUCACUGCCCUAAUCGGGCUCUUUGCACUAAGCAGUUCGCUACCCUGGCAUCGCUAUUCAAUCACUUGGAGAGUGAGACCUGUAAUUACAUGCGAUUUGAGGAGGUGCAGGAGGUUCGCCAGCGCGUGAAAGACGCCAUUUUUAACAACAAACCUAUCACUAUGUGUUGA
Penicillium angulare is the source of this 366-nucleotide messenger RNA. Its product is annotated as zinc finger protein. The record is from RefSeq and is a predicted model, not a curated record. The coding region runs from base 1 to 366 and encodes 121 amino acids. NCBI's taxonomy places the organism in Eukaryota, Fungi, Ascomycota, Eurotiomycetes, Eurotiales, Aspergillaceae. The transcript has a single exon.